AUGAGUGAUGUCGAGGCAGUCUCUUUACCAGCUGCCCUGGACGUCGGUCAGAAUAGGCUUGCCACAGUAAAGCCAGACCCUGUUGGUCCUUCAUCACCGGGCAAAGCUCGUGCAGAUCCCCACCCACGGGUAGACAGCGAUGGACCGACACGUGUACAUUCAGAAGGGGAGGAGGAUGGGCCUCCUAGUCCUAGGGCGGAUUCGGAGGCGGAGACAAUAAUCCAAUCAGGUCGAGAAUCCUUGUCGCCGGAGAAGAAAAGAAAGCAUAUAAAGCACGAUCCGAGUCGCCAUGAGCCUAACGGAACCGAUGGACAUCAGCGAAAGAAACCACGGGUGUUUGGCGACACUUGCGAACGGGAACGGGAACGGGAACGGAGCCCUCCUUCUCGAAGCCACCGAGCAAUUUCGCCAUCGGUAGUAAAGAUUGAAAAGGUCGAUGAUUCUCAGAUGUCAGAAACGGAAGGUGUUGCCAAUGGAAUCGACCGUGCGUCAGAGAUAGCUAGCGCUUUCCGUAAGCGAAGCUUAAGUGACAGUGCCGAGGAACAACGAGAUCGUCGUCGCGCAAACUCCCAUGCAGCAUCCCAUCCUGUGCGGGAACUUAAACAUACCAAUAAUACGCGCCUCUCCAGACCUCCAUCCAACACACGAUCACUCUCACCCAAUCGACCAUCCCACCAACGGUCUGCUUCGGGCUCUCGGUUCCCGAAGAAGAAGGCGCCAACCCCUGUGCUCACAGACUCUGGGCGACAUAGCUCCGAAGAUAGACAGUCGACCUCCUCCUCUCAAAGCGGUUCCCCACUGCCGGGGGCGCAUUUACGCAAGCUUGGCUCUGGAGUCGGUGCGUCCGCGUCCCCUGCUAAGCAAAUGGGACCGAAGAAGCUGCGUGACAAGAGCGGCCGGACUCCUCUUGCGCGGGCGCAACACCCCCUGCAGAUCGCAUCGCUUGCUGGAGAAGCCGAAAUUGUCAAGUUCCUGCUUGAUGCAGGCUGCGAGAUUAACACUAAAAACAUUGACAAAGACACCCCGUUGAUUGAUGCUGUGGAGAACGGGAAUGUGGAGGUGGUCAAACUCCUGCUUGAUGCAGGUGCAAACCCGCGAACUGUGAAUGCCGAAGGCGAUGAGCCUUAUGAGUUGGUUCCGUCCUUUGUAGAUGAUGAUGAGUAUGACGAGAUGCGGAAAGCGCUUGCUGACGCCAAGGUCAAUUUACGGCCUGGUCGACGCUCAGAGGAACAUACAAGACCAGAGAGCAAGGAACCUUCCUCGCGACGAGCUUCGGCGCCCCCUCCAGUGGGCGCAGGAAAUCGACGAAAGGGUGGGCGAAGCGAAGCCACGAGAAAUGACCUUCUGUGGACGAAACCCACAUUUGAGAACCUUCGAGAGUUUGCUGCCAAAGGCGAUGAGGCUGGGGUGGUGAGCAUUCUGAAUAUUUUGCAGAAAGCCGACAAUGCUUCCUUGAUUGCUGCGGCAAAGGGUGGCCACCACGAUGUCCUCUCUCUUUUGUAUGCGAUGGGAAAUGCAGACGCGGAUCCAAACCCGUUGCGUGGUCAAAAACCGGGUUACAACACACCUAUGCUUGCUGCAAUUGGCCGAGGUAACAGCGCUGUUAUCCAGCUCAUCCUAAACCAACCCGGAUUUAACCCCACGCGACGACUGUUUGAAGAAAGAACGUAUUUUGAACUGUCUCGUGGUCGACAGGGUGAGAACUGGGAGGACGAGUAUCAGAUUCUGAAAGAGGCGUAUGAAAGGUUUGGAGGUUCCGACAAGCGUCGCAAAGACGACUCACCCCGCCGUGCUCGUGGGAAAGAGAAGGAGGAGAAACGUCCCCCACGCAGAGGAUCUUCCUCCCCUGUCGCGCGCAAAAAGCACAACACCAGCCCCAACGCCAACAGAAAUCGCGAUUCUUUGAAAGACAUGGAUCCAAUCAAAGAAAAGCGUCGUCAAAAAGAGCACGAUCCAUCACGACCAUCGGAUUCCUCCAAACCCAAAUCUUCAUUAUCCGCCAGACGAGACAGCGAGUCUAGUGGGGUGGCACCCAACGAAGACAUUCGAAAGAGACGCCUCAUUGCUGGACGUCGCCCCCAGGAGCGUAGACCGAGUCUCUUCUCAUCUGAUUCGCUCUCUGGACGCGAAGAGGCACCGAAGCCGCGUGUUGAUACAGCACCGGAUAACACAUUGUCUUUGAAGCGCAUUCGCGCUGAUGGGUCCCCGGAACGAUCUCGUUCGCGUGGCACGGAUAGUGAUCGCUUAUCUCCCGAGGCGCGCAAAAAGAAGAGACGGGUUGUCUCUGAAGAUAAGUCUUCUGGUGCUACACAUGGUGCACCAAGGCAACCUAAUGAUGCCAGCAAACCCCAUCCUCGCCGACCCCACGAGGAAUCUAAUCGAGCUGCUGAACCUCAACCACACAAACCCACCGACGCCUCCAAAAAACCCCCAACCCGCCCAACGUCACCCCGUCAUGAUCCCGCCAAGAAGAACGGCGAUACGAAAAGGGAAUCGCACGAGCCUAGAGCCGACACCAUGGAAGACACAAUGGCCGUCGCGAAACGUAUCGAGCUUGAAGCUCAUGAGCGUCGACGAGCCCAGGCCAAGAAGGCGGAAGAGGAGCGUGCCGCGAACGAAAAGCGCAUUGCAGAGGAAGCCGAGCGCGAUCGACUUGCCAAAGAAGAAGCCGAACGCGUGGCCCAGGUUGAAAAAGCUGAAGAGGAAGACCGCAAACGCAAGGAGAUUGAACAACGACGCGCCAAACAAGCCGAAGAUGAUCGUCUGAAGCGGUUGGAGCAAGAACGCGCUCGAGCCGCUAAGAUGCGCCGUGAUCGCGAGGCAGCAGAGCACCGACGCCGUGAGGCACUUCCCAGUCGCCUUCGUGUUGCAGCGAACCUCGUGGGCUCCAACAACCCCCGUGCGAAAAGUCAUGAGUGGCUCAAGUCUUUCAUGCCUCUAGUUACUGCCCUCACCCGUCAACUCGAUCCUAGCUGUGGUGUGGAUGUCGCCGACGAGAAAUGGAUACCGAACUACUUGGUUGCGCCUCUUCUAGCUACCAAUGAUCUGCAGCUUUCGCAAUACGCCAGCUGGGAGAAGCGAAAGGCGACACCGACUCAACGUGUGAAUCUGUGGCGAGUCACCCGUCGCAUGUUGACUCAUACGGACGAUGUUGGAUUCCAAAGCUCGAGCAUCGGACAGAUCAUGCAGAAGGAUUGUGACACGCGCCCCAAGUAUUUCGAGAUGGAGCAUGUCUUCUGGAUCCGACUUUCUGAUUUCACAGACCUCGUCCCACACAUCCCUCACCUGCACGGCCUAGAACUGCAGUUCUUGAACAUGCACGUCGAUCCGGAGCCGCCGACGACUGGCGCAGAUUUCGGCACUCCCCAACUCAAUGGCCAUGGCCCGGGAUCCUCAGUCGAAACCAACGGAACCGGUCUCAAUGGUUAUGGCCCUUCUAGGCCUAGUACAUAUGUCUAG
Penicillium samsonianum is the source of this 3459-nucleotide messenger RNA. Its product is annotated as putative histone deacetylase complex subunit (Hos4). Bases 1 to 3459 code for a protein of 1152 amino acids. Gene Ontology annotation, molecular function: protein binding. Lineage: Eukaryota; Fungi; Ascomycota; Eurotiomycetes; Eurotiales; Aspergillaceae. The record is from RefSeq and is a predicted model, not a curated record. The transcript is spliced from 4 exons.